Solea senegalensis (Senegalese sole) is the source of this 3647-nucleotide messenger RNA. RefSeq names its product neuronal migration protein doublecortin-like. The transcript has 7 exons. NCBI's taxonomy places the organism in Eukaryota, Metazoa, Chordata, Actinopteri, Pleuronectiformes, Soleidae. The record is from RefSeq and is a predicted model, not a curated record. Bases 215 to 1270 code for a protein of 351 amino acids. Gene Ontology annotation, cellular component: axoneme. Gene Ontology annotation, biological process: axoneme assembly; retina development in camera-type eye; photoreceptor cell development.
AGCUCUCAGACUGAAGCAGACAAAGGCGAGGGGAAAGACGGCGUGCUCCCAUCCUGCAGUGUCGACUCACUCACAUCCACUCCCACACUCACACACCCACACCCUCACUCUCACUCCCUUCACUCCCUUCACUCCGCAAGCAAGCGACGCAGACUCUUCGGAGCUGGUCACCACCACCCCGCAUCCGUCACAACCAUCACAACUGUCCGUCAUCAUGGAGCUAGACUUUGGACAUUUUGACGAGCGAGACAAGGCAUCCCGUACCCCGCGGGGCGGGCGCAUGAAUGGUCUCCCCAGCCCUACCCACAGCGCCCACUGCAGCUUUUACCGCACACGCACUCUGCAGGCACUCAGCAACGAGAAGAAGGCCAAAAAAGUGCGCUUCUACCGGAACGGCGACCGCUACUUCAAGGGCAUCGUGUACGCCGUGGCCAACGAUCGAUUCCGCACCUUUGAUGCCCUCCUGGCUGACCUCACGCGCUCUCUCUCUGACCACAUCAACCUGCCACAGGGCGUCCGCUUCAUCUUCACCAUUGAUGGCUCACAAAGGAUCUCAACACUGGAUGAACUAGAGGAAGGGGAAAGCUAUGUUUGUGCCUCAGAGAAUCUCUACAAGAAGGUCGACUACACAAAGAACGUCAAUCCCAACUGGUCUGUGAACGUGAAGGCCUCGGCGAACCAGAAGAACAUGCAGGCCUACGCUGCCCGAGCUGCGGGCGACCCCAGAGAGGGCCGGGACUUUGUUCGACCCAAACUCGUGACGGUGAUGCGCAGUGGCGUGAAGCCGCGGAAAGCCGUGCGGGUUCUGCUCAACAAGAAAACGGCUCACUCCUUCGAGCAGGUCCUCACCGACAUCACCGAGGCGAUCAAGCUUGAGAGCGGCAUCGUCAAGAGGAUCUACACGCUGGACGGCAAGCAGGUCACCUGCCUUCAGGAUUUCUUUGGGGAAGACGACGUCUUCAUCGCAUGUGGACCAGAGAAAUUCCGUUAUGCCCAGGACGACUUCUCUCUGGAUGAGAACGAAUGCCGGGCGAUGAAAGGAGCCAAAGCUCAGCGUGGUUCAGUAAAGAGUCCAGGUCCAGUAAGGCGCUGCAAGUCUCCUGCUGAAUCAACCAAUGGCACGGGCUCCAGCAGCCAGCUGUCCACCCCACUUUCCAAGCAUUCCCCCACCUCCACCCCCACCAGUCCAGGCAUCAGCAACAAGCAGAAGGAUCUCUACCUGCCCUUAUCUCUGGAUGACGAUAACGAUUCCCUGGGUGAAUCGAUGUAGACUCCCGCAGCUUCUCGGCCUGAAGUUUUUAUACCUUCCGCUCACAGUGCCACCUGUUGUCUCGGAGAAUCCCUCCACAUCUCUUUUUAAGGCCUUAGCCGACGCGACACAAUUUGCUGCUUGACGAUGCCACAAACCACUUUUUGAAAGCAGUUUCGACCAAAUUUGGGACACUCACGCUCACCAUUGUUCAGACAUCAUUUCUACACGCAGGUCAGACUCGAUUUCACACAAAAAAAAAAUGGGUGCACACGCUCACGAGGCCACAGACUUCACGGUGUCCAAACAAAAUUCACUUUGGUUUUCUGACAUUUUGUUGAAGCAUGUCACAUCAUUUCAAGCAGCAAAUUGGUAUUUUUAGGGGUGUUAGACGAAAGCAACGCCGCUUUUGUAUCGCUUGUAUUCGUGAUGUUCCUCCAUGUCUUACUGUCUCUCUGCGCUCCAUGGUUAACGGUGUGAAAGGUCAACGGGUUCCCUGUCAGAGGGAAGUCGAGCAACUCUCUGUAAAUACUGUGUAUAGCUUUAUCCACCAUAACUUCUCUGUCCAUUGCUGUGCUUCCGUAUCUCCACCAAACUCUCUUGCCUAACAUAAUACAGGGUAUGAUGAAAGAAGCAACCAAAAUGGAGUCCCUGUACUGAGGUUCACUGGCCUCCUGGAUGACAGUUCAUGUUCCCAGCUUGUAUUUAUUAGAGGAAUUGAAGCUAAUUAAUAAUAAUUAAUAACGAGAAAACAAAAUCCGAGUUUCUAAACCAUUCAAAUCCACACUUUUAGCGAUCUGUCCAGGCAGAGACAAAGGGAAAUCUUCAUGUUGGUGUUUCCUCUAUUUUCACCCUCUCCGUGUAGAACAAUAGGCAUAACAUAAGUAUGUGUUUUAGAUGGUCACAAACUGUGGUGCAUGGUAUCAGUGAAUGACCACAACACUAAGGACCUAACAACAACAACAACAACAACAACAACCAAAGGAUAAAAAACAAUUAGGCCACGCAUUACAUAUAGUUUUGUUGUCCAAGUCUGAGUAAAGUCCCCGUUUAGAAGUUUCAUCGUGACACCACCACCACAGAUGGUGAUGUGUUUGCAGUAUACGACGUGUGACGGUCUCAAAGCCAAAGCAUGAUUUUUAGACUUGAAGACCGCGUGUGUUCCGUUCCCAGAGGCAGCACACGCGUGGAGACUUAUGCAUGUUGCUUUUAAACGCAUCGAAAACGACGAUUUAAAAAGAUUCAAAUCAUGCUCAUCCGAGGGAACAAGCUGUAGUGGGAUCUCUGCUCUUUCUUUGCAUGGCUCAACAUAGUUCGGGGUGGGUUUGAAAUUAAAAAAAAAAAAGUCUAUUCAUUUUUAUCAAGGAUUGUUUUUCUACUCAAGCCUCUGUGUGCAACUCUGUUUUUGUAGUUUUUGUCUCUGAAAAUCUGCCCAGGAGAGUUUUCUCAGGUUUUGCAGGGAAUCAAAGCUGAGAAAUCCUCUAAAUUGGACGAUGCUUAAGCACAACGCAGGGAGCCACUUAUUCUAUACAUCACAGCAACAGACACUUUACUGUCUCCUUGCCGGCGUUCAAAUCGUGACCACAAUUAAUUUCCUCGAUGUUCUGAUGAAAAUGCUGCACGUGUAGCGUUCAUUGAAUUAACAUCUAUGCAUUCAAAUUGAAGAAUAGUUGAGUUUAAUGUAGAGUGUGACCUUUUUAUACCUACUAGAAUAAUAAGAGAAGGGACUGACGUUUUUUUUUUUGUUUUUUUUUAAUUGCUUACGCGACAAAUUACAAACAACAAAAAAAUCUGGUGUACUGAGUUACACUUCUCUCCUGCAGGGAGCGCUGUCACACCAGCACAGCAGCUUAACAACAUCAGCAGGGACACUUCACUUUACCCACCAUUUUGUACAAAAUGCCACAGUAGUUGUCGUUUUUUCCUCCAAGCUUUCAGUUUUGUAUAACCUCACAUGCUAAUAAUGGUCUUUUUCUACAUCUUAUUACAGCGUUUUAAACAUUAACACAAGAUGUUGUCUCGUGUAAACGAUGGACGGUGUCACUUCAUCACCUACAGUGGUGCCUCUUUUUAUUUCUUUAUUAUUAUUAUUAUUUAGUUUUUUAGAUAACUGUCGUUUGAUAAAUAAGACCGGACGUGGAAGGCUUGUUCUUUGUUGACAGCAGUUUGUAAAACAUUUUAAAUGUCUUGACUGAGGAAGUUUCCAAAUGCAUUUUGGUCACAGGACACGUUAUUUUGGUGUAAAUACGCCCUUCUGAUCGACUAAAUGACCUUUAUUUCUUGGGAUAUUACAAUGUCCUUUUUUUGUGGUAUUUUGCAAUGUCACAGUGGCUUGUUUCAGUGCUUCAUUCAGUGUUUUAACCGGUAUCCUUUUGCAAAUUAAAACUGUUGUAUUUCA